Molecule: messenger RNA, 345 nt
Organism: Symbiodinium necroappetens
Lineage: Eukaryota; Dinophyceae; Suessiales; Symbiodiniaceae
Source: the annotation of a GenBank genome assembly
AUGUCCAACCCUAUUCCAGGAUCAUCGGUGCUUGCGGUGGCGAUGGACGCCCCGUGCACCGUGGAGCCCCCAACACGUGUGUGUGAGAUGAUGAGCCGCGGUGUGUCCGGUGAUGCAGAUGAGACCAGCACCGUGGACUCCAGCGGCAGUGAUGUCGAGAAGGAGGAGAUCGACGUUCAGUCUUGGAGCAUCGUGGGUCGGAAGAUCUUUGAGCGCCUCGCCGACUACGACAGCGAUGAUGACUUCGAUGUCAUGCAGAAUGCGCCGAUCAACACUCAAGCUUGGAGUGCGGUCGGGGCCAAGAUCUUCAGCACCCUCGCUGAUUUCAAUGAAGAUGAAGAUUGA